This is a messenger RNA of Prorocentrum cordatum, 686 nucleotides long. The record is from the annotation of a GenBank genome assembly. Lineage: Eukaryota; Dinophyceae; Prorocentrales; Prorocentraceae.
AUCCACACUCCAUCUACAGCACCGCCGACCCAGCCCGCGGAGACGCCAGACAAGACAUCCAAGGAGGACGCUCCUGCAACCUCUGCAGGGGUGUCGCCGUCGCCAGAGGGCAAGUCCGAUGCGCCAGAGGCUGCGGCCGAGGAGAACGGCUGGACAGCAGCAUCGGCGGCGGCGACUCCGACGUCUCCCGCGGCUGUCCCCAAGCUGAAGGCGAAGGGCCAGCCGAAGGGCCAGCCGAAGGGCAAGGCGAAGGGCAAGGCGAAGGGCAAGGCCCAGGCCGUCAGGGGCGGGAAGGUCGUCAACCUCACCUUGAAGAGCGUGAACGCGAAGGUGGUGGACACGGCGAGGCUCUGCGGCGCUUCGUUGACCCAGGCACGCUCGCUGCUGCAGAAGAUCGAACAGAACGAGGGCGACGAAUACAAGAUGUUCAAGGACAACGAGAAGUUUGAUGGCGCCUUGAAGCGGUGCCGCGACGCUUUGUCCGUGAAGCUGAACAAGAAGCCAGGCUGGUCCGAGGCGGUGUUCGACGGGGCCGAUUUCAGCCUGGACUCGUCUUCCGACCUCGCCGCGAUCUCCGCCACAUGCGAGAACUUUCAGGCUGACUGCGAGGAGAUCCAGCGGAAGUGCAAGAAGAUCCGCAGCCUGCGCGAGCUGCAGAACGACAGCGAGGGGAACACCAGCGAGUA